AUGCAAUUAGCUUUUCUGGACUUUGAAACCGCUUUUGACUCUCCUCAUCGAAGCCGUCUUCUCCAGGAUGAAGUACCAGGAAAGUUCGUUCACUUGCUUGAUGACAUGAAUCAACGAACAACUGCUGCAGUUCGAACACCAGCCGGAUGUACAACACCGUUUAAAGUGGUAACUGAAGUAAGACAAGGGGCAGUGGCAGGAACCUUCCUGUUCAAUUUCGCCAUCGACGACAUUAUGCGAAGAGUAGUCGACCAGUGUCCUGUCGACAUUGUCUUAGCACCAUCGGGGUGCCCCUUGACUGAUCUCGAGUACGCCGACGAUAUUGUUAUAUUCGCGGAAAGCAGUACGAAACUUCAACAUGUUGUCAACCUUGUAUCGAAGCUGGCUGCAGCCUAUGGACUACGUCUACCCCCUGAUAAAUGCAAGCAGAUGUGGAUCUCUUCGAGACCUCGAACGGGAAUCAGGGUGGACGGACAACCAAUAGAACUCGUCGAUGAGUUCUGUUACCUGGGUUGUACGCUAAAGAACAACGGCAGCUACGAGAGAGAUGUUCAGCAAAGAUGCGCUAAGGCCACUUCUGCAUUUAACUCCUUAACGAAAUGCCUGUGGUCGACCUCCAUCACCAACGAAGUCAAACUGCUAGCCUAUCUAUAUAUCUCUCUUUUCUUAAGCCUCUAA
Molecule: messenger RNA, 678 nt
Organism: Necator americanus (New World hookworm)
Lineage: Eukaryota; Metazoa; Nematoda; Chromadorea; Rhabditida; Ancylostomatidae
Exons: 1
Coding region: 1-678 (225 amino acids)
Source: RefSeq, a predicted model, not a curated record